Messenger RNA from Rubroshorea leprosula, 2400 nucleotides. NCBI's taxonomy places the organism in Eukaryota, Viridiplantae, Streptophyta, Magnoliopsida, Malvales, Dipterocarpaceae. The record is from the annotation of a GenBank genome assembly.
GCGACGUAGAUCGAAUCGGGAAAAAACGAAGCUGUGUCAAAUCUAAAGCCCGCUAGCGGCAGAAAUUGGAUCUUCAUUUUCCCCGGUACCGAAUCUUCGCUGCUUGAUCUCCGACCAGACAUUGAUUUGGUGGGACAAUGAAUUUUCUGCUUCGGUCCACCCAUCAUGUAACUGCAGAACCACCUCCAAUUCCUGAACCUGUGGUGGACUCAACGUCAGCACCAAAAUCUACGACUCUAGAAAGCCUUAUUGUUGAGGAUCCAUUUCCACAGUAUCCAGCAGAAGAAGAUCACUAUGAAGAAAAUGAUGGCUUUGAAGGUGAAAAUGGUGGUGUUGUGGGUCCAAGCAAAAAGAAAAUUUCUGCUAUGAUGGAGAACCACACCAAUGUUUCUGAAGAAGAAGGAUGGAUUACUAUUCCAUACAAGGCUCUCCCUGAUGAUUGGAAUCUUGCGCCAGAUAUACAAUCUCUUCUUUCCCUGGACCGGUCAUUUGUUUUUCCUGGUGAACAAGUCCAUAUUCUGGCAUGUUUGUCAGCAUGUAAGCAGGAAACUGAAAUUAUUACUCCAUUUAAAGUUGCUGCAGUAAUGAGUAAAAAUAUCUUGGGGAAGGGUAUAGAGAAACAAAAUGGAACCAUGGAAGGGGAGACAAGAUCAGUGUCCAGAGAAGGGGAUGUGAGUAAUACUAGUAAAGUAAUAGAUCAGAACGGUAAAAACUUUGAAAGAGAGAAGACCGAUCUGCAAAAGGAUGUUUCUGCUAGUGAGUCAUUUCUUAGGAUGGAGGAUCAAAGAAGACGAACAGAAACAUUAUUGCAAAGAUUUAAGGACUCCCAUUUUUUUGUUAGGAUUGCUGAGUCAGGUGAGCCUCUAUGGUCAAAAAAAGGUUCUCGGACAUUAUCAGAGUCGUAUGAGAUGGACCGUCAACAGUCUACUGCAAAUGAAACCCAAAAAGCUGUGAAGAACAUGUCUUGUCUUAAUGCAGUUAUUGAUAGAGGAAAUUUUGAUGCUAAUGUUUCUGGUGGAGUUGCUAGAGAUGCUGUUAGGUGUUGCUCUCUUCCUAAUGGUGACAUAGUGGUACUUUUACAAGUGAAUGUUGGUGUUGAUUCUUUGAGAGAUCCUGUCAUUGAGAUUCUUCAAUUUGAGCAAUGUCAGGAUAGAAAGUCUUCUGACAACCAGAACAAUUUAAAUAAUGCAAAUCAGGACCCUUGUAGUGAGCUCUUAAAGUGGCUGCUUCCUUUGGAUAACAUUCUUCCUCCCCUACCUCGUACUUUAACUCCUCCUGCUAUAGGUUCUAGUUCUGGGAUUGCUAGCACAUCUCAGAGGUAUGUUUCUUCCUCCUCUGGUUCUCAGCUCUUCUCUUUUGGUCAUCUAAGAAGUUACUCCAUGUCAUCACUUCCUCAAAGUUCUCUCCCACCAACUGGGCCUGUUAAUGUCCAAAGUUCUAAGCCUUCCUUCAACCUGGAAGAAUGGGAUCAUUACUCAUCCCAGAAGAUUUUGACAAGUCGAAUGAAGGGAAUAGAAGGGCCAUUAUCCUUCAGGGGUGUAUUACUAGAACGAGAAAGGUUUACUGUCCAUUGUGGAUUGGAAGGAAUCCAUAUUCCAGGAAGACGAUGGAGGAAGAAGAUUGAGAUUAUUCAACCUGUUGAGAUACACUCUUAUGCUGCUGACUGCAAUACUGAUGAUCUUCUCUCUGUUCAGAUAAAGAAUGUUGCUCCAGUGCAUAUAGCAGAUCUUGUAGUCUACAUUGAUGCUAUAACGGUUGUUUUUGAUGAGGCUUCAAAAGGUGGACCACCUGCUUCAUUGCCAAUUACAUGUAUUGAAGCAGGAAAUGACCACAGUUUGCCAAAUCUAGCCCUCAGAUGUGUUCCUUCUCAAUCUACGGCUACCAUCAAGCUUGAGCUACUUCCACUGACUGAUGGUAUAAUUACUCUUGAUACUUUACAGAUUGGUGUCAAGGAGAAAGGUCUGACAUAUGUCCCUGAGCACUCACUGAAGAUAAAUGCAACUUCCAGUGUCUCCACAGGGUUUAUUUAGGAGGGAUAGCAGUAGCACGUUUGGUUUCUCGCGGGACUUUAUCUGGAGCCAUCAAGGAAUUUCGAAGUAUCUUUCAUAAAGGUAGCUGGCAUUUGGCUUCGAAUUUAUUGUGCAACUGUUGUCAACUGUUGUCACUACGAGUAAGUGACGCCAAUUUGUCACGAAACAUCUCAUGUAAACUAUGAUGUUGAGAAUUCUGUUUGUCAUAUAUACCCCUUAGAUGGGAAAGAAAAGUUCUUUGUAGAUGAAUCCACCAGUGUGAAGUGUAUUUGGGAUUACCGAACAAUUUCAGAGGAAUAACUGGGUUGCCCUGUGAUUUAUGUAUUGACCACACAAAAUUUGUUUAAACUCAGCCAUCAUGUGUUUGAAA